Molecule: messenger RNA, 1083 nt
Organism: Ylistrum balloti
Lineage: Eukaryota; Metazoa; Mollusca; Bivalvia; Pectinida; Pectinidae
Product: probable bifunctional dTTP/UTP pyrophosphatase/methyltransferase protein
Exons: 8
Coding region: 460-1071 (203 amino acids)
Molecular function (GO): nucleoside triphosphate diphosphatase activity
Source: RefSeq, a predicted model, not a curated record
CAUCCGCUUCACGACACAGCGAAAUGAAAAGAAAAAACGUAAACUGUCACUCCGAUCCUCCCGCGUACAACUGGCCGCACUCCUCACAGACGUGUCUGAAAACAAUACGCAUAUAAUUUGCCUGUAAAAAUGGGAACGACGAAAAUGACAUCCUAACCUCUAUUGGACCAACGAAGGACUGGGUUAUAUUGUGAAUUCGUUGCACGAAUAUAAAGAUAAAUUCCUCUAGAUCCGAAACGCAAUAUUGAUGUGAUAAGGUAGUUCUCUGUAAGCAGACAAAACACUUAUUUUACUCACCGCUGUGUCGUGAAGCGGAUGGUCGCCGCCAUUUUGGUUGUGACCGGGGAUAGUUAGGCCGUGACCUACGGUUUAGGUUGGACCCCUUGACGCUGCUCUAUCAAGAAGUACAUUCUUUCACGUGCCAUUUUCAUUCGCUCUCCAAGGAUUCUUAAACGUUGCAUGUAUUUAGCUUAUCGAUUAUUACAUGUCGUAAGACUAAUGGGAUUAGUGUUUGAUGUAGUCCCAUCAACAUUUGAGGAAAACAUUGACAAAAGUCUUCUUCCGAUAGAUUAUGUGCGAGAAACAGCAAAACAGAAGGCUCUGGAGGUGGCUCAGAGGCUGUGUAGUGGAGAGGGUUCACCAGAUUUGAUCAUCAGUGCUGAUACAGUUGUAACACAGGAUAACCAGAUAUUUGAAAAACCAAAAGACUACCAGGAUGCCUACAAUAUGUUAAUGAGAUUCAGUGGCAGAAAGCAUUCUGUAUGUACAGGUGUUACAUUACUCUGUCCUGUGAAUUCUUCAGUUUUUACAGGAUCAAAAAUUGAUGGUUAUGAGGACCUACUGAUGACGCAGUUCCACGAAUCGACUGAUGUAAUAAUGGCUAACUUAACUCCAGAUAUUGUCAAUGCUUACAUAGACACUGGAGAAUGUAGGGAUAAAGCAGGGGGUUAUGGUAUACAAGGGAUUGGAGCAUCCCUUGUGGAAGGUAUCACUGGAGACUUCUAUAAUGUAAUGGGGUUUCCUCUGCACAGAUUCUGUAAAGAAAUGCUAGAAAUAUACAAUAAAAAAUAAUGGAAAUUGUCA